GACAGACAUCCAUUGUUCAAUCUAAAAUUACUUGAACCGUUUCAACCUUCUUUCGACAUCUUCAAGCUCAACUGGUUCAACCAUCCAACCGUUGCUUCAAUUGCUACGUAGUCAUCUGUGAGUAUUCGUAAGAGAGCGCCAGCCGUGACGUCACAUGCGCGUCUAGCUGAACAACAGUUAAGAUCUUUAGCAACGAACAACAUCGUAGAUUCCCAUCUACCUACUACUACCAAGCUCUUCCAUCACCAACUGCAAUCACAAUGGCUUGCGGCUCAGCUUCCUCCGGCCUCAUCAACCGCAACGGCCCCGGCAGCGCCGCCACCUCCAUCAUCGACAGCAUCGUCAAGCCCGCCGAGGCCACAGGCGGCAAGACAAAGUGCAUCGAGUGCGACGGAUACGAGUGCUGCUGCAUCCCCAUUCCCUGCACCGUCAUGUAAGGGAAUUCCGCUGCGGCAGAAACAGAAGUACAAUUUGGCUUGAGUUUGGGACCUUCCUGGAGGGCGGAAUGUAGCGACGCUGUGGAGGAUUGGUACCGUUUGCUGCUUUUGAUAUCUUUGACGCUGGUGCUAUUCCAGUGUAGCAUGAAUUCAUGAUUUGCCUUUGUGGCUAUUCUAUCGUCUACGUCGUUGACUCCAAGG
Colletotrichum scovillei is the source of this 638-nucleotide messenger RNA. RefSeq lists its product as uncharacterized. The transcript has a single exon. Lineage: Eukaryota; Fungi; Ascomycota; Sordariomycetes; Glomerellales; Glomerellaceae. The coding region runs from base 261 to 437 and encodes 58 amino acids. The record is from RefSeq and is a predicted model, not a curated record.